Molecule: messenger RNA, 893 nt
Organism: Corylus avellana
Lineage: Eukaryota; Viridiplantae; Streptophyta; Magnoliopsida; Fagales; Betulaceae
Source: RefSeq, a predicted model, not a curated record
UAUCUUCUGAUUCUAGCUUUUGUAAGUCAGCAGUGAUCUGCUCUUCCUAUCCUGAAUGUGGAUUCAGGCAACCCAACAGUGGUGUACUCCGUUCUUGCCUGGAUUGUUUCCUUGGAAAUGGAUUUCUGUAUCGAUUCAAAUAUGGAGUUAGUUGAUCAUUUUUCCUUGCUCAGGUGCGGGGUGGCACAUGCUCCAUUGCAAAUUCUGACCCACCAGAACAAGUUAUCCACCGAACAAUGUAUCUUCUUCAAAGUGGAUUUGGCAAUUAUGGUGUGCUUCUAAACAACUGCGAAGACUUUGCGCUUUAUUGCAAAACUGGUCUUCGGGUAGUGGGCGGUAGAAAUAGAACUGAAACCGGAAACACUGGGGUUGGAGGAAGUGGUCAAACCUCUUCUUUCGUCGGUGUCCCAUUGGCUGCCAUUGUUUCUUCUACUUUGAAGUGGCUGGUGCCAAUUGCUGUUCGCAUGGCUACGGCGGCGGUUGGGUACGCUGGGAUGUACUGUAUGACCAGAUAUGCAAAUGAUAUUGGCGUUCGAGAGGAUGUGAUGAAGGUGGCAGUGGAGGACUUGGCUGAGAACAUGGGUUGGGAAGGCAACGAGGCUUAUUUUGUUCAAAUGAAUUCUGUGCUAGUUCCAAUUCUUGAUGGAACGAAUUUCACAGAAUGGUCUCAACAAGUUCGGUUUCACCUUGGUUUUCUGGAUCUUGAUUUAGCACUUCGGAUUAAUAAACCGCAUGCUAUUACUAAAUCAAGUAAUGCAAAAGAAAGGGUUAUGUACAAGUCUUGGGAGCGAUCAAACAGAUUGAGCAUUAUGUUUAUGCGGAACACCAUAGAGAGCAAAUUAACUCAGUUCUUCCUGAAUAUGACAAUGCUAGGGAGUUCUUCAAAACUGUGA